Molecule: messenger RNA, 4404 nt
Organism: Mauremys reevesii (Reeves's turtle)
Lineage: Eukaryota; Metazoa; Chordata; Testudines; Geoemydidae
Product: multifunctional protein ADE2
Exons: 21
Coding region: 16-3330 (1104 amino acids)
Biological process (GO): 'de novo' IMP biosynthetic process
Molecular function (GO): phosphoribosylaminoimidazolesuccinocarboxamide synthase activity
Source: RefSeq, a predicted model, not a curated record
CAGGUCACUUUCAACAUGGAGAGUGGAGCAGGAAAGCAUUGGACUGAAGAGGAGGUUAAAGCCUUGCUAAGCGUCUGGUCAGAAAAAAACAUAAGAAAACAACUUCAUGGAACACUAAGGAAUAAAGGAAUAUUUAUCUACAUUGCUAAAAGACUACAGGAGUUAGGAGUUUGCAGAGACUGGAAACAGUGCCGUGCAAAGUAUAAAAAUCUGAAGUAUGAAUUCAGAACAGUUAAAUAUGCCCACAACUCUGGAGAUGCCACUAAAACCAUGAAGUUUUUUCAUGAUCUGGAUGCUAUACUGCAAUAUGAACCAGUCACACAAUUAACAGAGGAUGAAAACGGCAGGUGCUCUGCAACUGAGAGACAGCUGAACAUAAGCACUACCACAGAGAACACUGAAGGUGAAAUAUCAGUUGCAUUAGAAGAGGAUGAGGAUGUCCCAGAGGAUCCAUUACUUUUUAUUUCACAUGUCAGACCAAUUGAACUAGUAGCAAACGAAGGAGGAAAACACUGGACUGUCAAUGAAGUCAGAGCUCUAAUACAUAUAUGGUCAGACAAACACAUCCAGCAACAACUUGAAGUGACAGUGAGAAAUAAAAGAAUAUUUGAACAGGUUGCUGCUAGGCUUCAAAAAUUCGGAAUUGAAAGGGACUGGAAGCAGUGCAGAACAAAGUAUAAAAACUUAAAACAUGAGUACAAAAGCAUAAAAAAUGCCCAAGACUCAGGGAAUACAAGUAAAAGUAUGAAAUUUUUUAAUGAACUGGAUGCCAUUCUGGGACACAACACUGGAGAGCAAUCAAGCAAAUCAGAUAAUGAAGAAGGUGAAAGGCCUACGGAAUGGAUAGAAGCUAAAACAGAAAAGGACUCCUUAGGAAUACCUGGAGACACAGGUGAAGAGGACUCUGUUAGUAAUAUGUCAGAAGAUCUACAGGUCACACAUAUAGAGAAAGUUUCUGACACAGUGCUCCCUGACAAAUUCAAUGAAGACAAGUCUGUAAGCAAUCUUUUAGAAGAACUAGGUGCCACACAUAUAAAGGAAGAAGAGGAUAUUCGUUUAGCUAUCUCAAUGGAUUUGCCAGCAGAGGGUGCCAAAUCACAAAGGGAGUGCCACCAAAUGGAGGAGAACCAAUUAAAUGGGAGACAAACACUCCUUCCCACCCCAGAGAAAAAGCAUAGAAGCAUGUCAGCAGUAGCCAGUAGAGAAAAAGAAAUCCCUGAAGAUAAAGAGGGCUUCAUUAAUUUCUCCCCAGAAGACUUAGAUUCUACACAUAUAAAGAAAGAGACAAUUGACAUAGAUGAUGAUUCUAUAAGCACUACUUCAGAGGAUAUAUCUGGCCCAUCAGUAGUGAAACAGAUAACUGGGACAGACAAUUUAAUUCCUUUGGAUGAAGCACAGAAUCACUUUAAGGUUAUUACAGUUCAUGAUACAGGAGCAGGAAAACACUGGAGUGAUAAUGAAGUCAGAGCUCUGAUAAAUAUAUGGUCAGAUGAGAAGAUACAACAAAUGCUUGAAGGAGCAACAAGAAAUAAAGAAAUCUUUGAGGAGAUUGCCAGAAGGUUAAUGAAAUUUGGCAUAGACAGAGACUGGAAGCAGUGUCGCACAAAGUACAAGAAUUUAAAAUAUGAAUACCGCGCACUGCAAAAAGAAAACGAUCAUCUUGGCAAUCCCAGACGAAAGAUGAGGUUUUAUGAUGAAGUUGAUUGCAUCUUCAGAAGACAACCUCUAGUUGCAUCUAGCUGGGGAUGUGAAAGUUCUAAUCUCAUAUCAGAGUCAGUGGGAGACAUUAUCACAAACACAGGACCUUGGGGUAUCAAGAGAAAAGCAUCUGAUGAAUCAUCACCUGGUCCGCUUAAGAAGAGUGCUUCUGAGAAAGCUGUAGUACAGUUUCAAAGAAGUUUAACAGACAGAAUGCAUACAGUAACAGAAGGCAAAAAAGCACUUUUAGAAAGGCUUUGUAAACAGGAGGAAACACAGGACAUCAGCAGAACACAGCUGUAUGGUGAUCCUCCAGCUAUAAAACAGGUGCCCGCUGCCCUGGCCGCCGCGAUGGCUCCCGUAGCGACAGAACUGAAACUUGGUAAAAAAAUUAAUGAAGGUAAAACAAAAGAAGUCUAUGAGUUGCCAGAUCUCGCAGGAUGUGUGCUGAUGCAAUCAAAAGACCAAAUAACAGCAGGAAAUGCAGCUAGAAAGGAUCACAUGGAAGGAAAGGCAGCAAUUUCCAAUACAACAACUAGCUGUGUGUUUCAGCUGCUACAUGAAUCUGGAAUCAAAACUGCUUUUGUCAGAAAACAUGGCAACACAGCGUUCAUAGCAGCUCAAUGUGAAAUGAUUCCAAUUGAAUGGGUGUGCAGAAGAAUUGCUACUGGUUCUUUCCUGAAAAGAAACCCUGGUGUCAAGGAAGGAUACAAGUUUUACCCACCCAAAAUUGAAAUGUUUUACAAGGAUGAUGCUGCUAAUGAUCCACAAUGGUCUGAGGAGCAACUAAUUGAAGCCAAGUUCUGCUUUGCUGGACUUACUAUUGGACAAACCGAGGUGGAUAUUAUGGCCCACUCUACACAGGCUAUUUUUGAGAUACUGGAAAAAUCUUGGUUACCCCAGAACUGCACUCUUGUAGACAUGAAGAUUGAGUUUGGUGUUAAUAUAACUACAAAAGAGAUUGUCCUUGCUGAUGUUAUUGAUAAUGAUUCUUGGAGGCUGUGGCCAUCAGGAGACCGAAGCCAACAGAAGGACAAACAGUCUUACCGUGAUCUAAAAGAAGUGACUCCUGAAGCGCUGCAGAUGGUUAAAAGAAACUUUGAAUGGGUUGCAGAAAGAGUGGAGUUGCUGCUGAAAACAAAGAGCCAUGGUAGAGUUGUGGUAUUGAUGGGAUCAUCUUCUGAUCUUAGUCACUGUGAAAAAAUUAAAAAAGCAUGUGCAAACUUUGGAAUUCCUUGUGAGCUACGAGUGACAUCUGCUCACAAAGGACCAGAUGAAACUCUGAGGAUCAAGGCAGAGUAUGAAGGUGAUGGAAUCCCUACUGUGUUUGUGGCGGUAGCUGGCAGAAGCAAUGGCUUGGGACCAGUGCUGUCUGGUAACACGUCAUAUCCAGUUGUCAACUGUCCUCCUCUCUCAGCCGAUUGGGGUUCUCAGGAUGUCUGGUCUUCUCUUAGACUGCCCAGUGGUCUUGGCUGUCCUACUAUACUCUCACCCGAAGGAGCUGCCCAGUUUGCUGCUCAGAUUUUUGGAUUAAGUAACCACUUGGUGUGGGCCAAGCUGCGCUCAAGCAUGUUGAAUACGUGGAUCUCCUUGAAGCAAGCUGACAAAAAACUUAGAGAAUGCACCUUAUAAAUAACAUGUUAAAAGGAAAGUAAUGCAUACCUUAUAUUGGCUACGUAAAAAAUAGUGCCAUGUGCAAACUGUCUUCCCGCUAGGAUCUUCACAUGGAUCAUUUGGAAAUCUUAAACCCUUUGUUGUAUAAGAUGAUACAUCUUGUAUGGUAGAUGAGUCUCUACAAUUGGUCUCGUUUUCUGUUUUUUAAUAAAUGAAAGCAUACAGGAUAGUUUGACUUGCUCAAAAUUAUGUUCUGCUUUAGUCCUUGUAUACUGCUUUAACUACAGACUACAUAAUAUCAAAAUGAAGGUUUAAUGCAAUGUGCACUAGAAUUUAAUCAGUUUUCCCUAGCAGCAUUACUACAGAAUGUUACUGAUGAAGCUUGGAUUUACUAACUCCACUGAGUGGACUGCCAAUCCAAAAGAGAAAAUGUUUAUGCUGUUCUGCUUGCAGUUAUGAAAAUAUGCUCCCUAAGCAAUAACAUAGCUGUAGAUUGCAAUCCUAACUGGAAGACGGUUCUGGAAUGGACUCUUAUAAUCUCUGAGAGGGAGGCUGGAUGUCCAAGUGUAUGGAAGAAAGCCAGCCAUAUCACAAGAUAGGAUGUUAGUUUAUUUCAAUAUUUCCUAAAGCAAUGUCCUCAUAUUAAUAAUGCUACUUAUACAGCAGUAGACGAGAUUAACUCCGAGUAGUAAUCAUGAGUUCAAAACUGACUUGUAAGCCUUUUGUCCUCUGUUCAAGUACAAUGAGUUCUUUCCAUUUCAUUAGUUCUGCUUUAAAGAGCCUCUCAUAAGAUCAUAGCAGACUUCAUUUUUAGAAAAUGUUGGUUGGGGUGUGUGCGUCUUUCUUCCCUUAUUUUUGUAGUGAGAAAAAGUUGGUUGCUAAGGAAUCUCUCAUAAUUGAAGGUGGAAAUAAACAAUUAAGUGAAAUAAUGAGAUCUAAGCAUGACUUUUUCCUCCAUGAAACUAUUGUUUUUAAUUAGGGUCAGCUUUAUUACAGUACUGAUUCUAACAAACAUGCAAUUUCUCAACUAAUGUAAUAGCAUAUGCUUUUAAAAUUACAAAUAAACUGUUAACUUCCAAUUUGCUUUAUGAA